AUGUCUGAUGUAGAGGAGGAAUACGAGUGAGUAUGGAAAUAGUAUAAAUCACCGAUGUAAUGCUGUGAUGGCCACUUUCCUGGUUAAAAUUUGGAAUUUAUUGCCAACUGAAUUGGUAACUGAAUUUCUCUCUCUCUCGCUCUCUCUCACACAUACACACUUUUGCUCUCCCCCCCCCCCCCCCCCCCCCCCCCCCCCCUCCCCCUCUCUCUAUCUCUGGUAGGGAGGGGCAGGCGGAAGGUGAGUGGGUUGCUGUGCUGAGGCGUUAGUGUUGUUAUUAAUGUUGGACCACACUUGGCCUUGCAUGUGGAAGUCUAUGACCCUGUUGUUAUUAGCCUGUGCUCUCAGCUCCUAUUGCUUUCAGCACACUGCUGACAAAUGGUUUUUAAAGCCCCAAGCCUCUGCCAUCUAUUAGCCACACGCUCUCCAUCUCUCUUUUCAUCUCCCUCCAUUCCUUUAAUCUUCUAUCUCUUUAAUCAUCAUUCUAAUGUCUCUCUCCAUCCCCUCAUUUGUGUCUUUUUCUUCUCCACACUUGUCUUUCUUCGUUUUUUUCCCUAUUUCUACCGCAUUGCCUUGAUUUUGUCAUUGCCCCAUGUCCCUUCUUUUUUGAACUGCUCUCUGACUUUCUCUCUCCCCAUUUGGCUCCCCCCCCUCUCUCUAUCUCUCUCUAUCUCUCUCUCGCUCUCUCUCUCGCUCUCUCUCUCUCUCUCUCUCUCUCUCUCCAGAGGAGGCAGAGGAGGAGCAGGAGGCGGAGCCAGAGGAGGAGCCAGAAGGAGAACCACAGGAGGAGGAUGGAGGAGGUGAGACUAGUUGUCACUCAAAUGACACCCUAUACGUACAAUAACACUGCAUUUCUUUUGGCUGUGUCUCAAAUGACAAUCUAUAUCCCCUACAACACAACAGUACUUUAGACUGGCCGUGUCCCACAUUACACCCUAUAUCCCCUACAACACUCUACUACUUUAACUUAACAAUGGCUGUCUCAAAUGACACACUAUAUCCUGUGUAACACUACACCACUUUAGACCAGAACCAUGUGACUUGCUCUAUGUGACUUUGGCUAGAGUUAGUCCAUUAGUGCUAUUUGGGUUCUUAAUUGGAUUCGUUCCGACAUUUUCUUGAUUUCUUGUUGUGUUUAUAUAUAUAUAUAUUUUUAAAUAAUUUGUGUACUUGUUUGACAAGUUACUGCAUUGUUAGGGGCUAGUAACAUAAGCAUUUCGCUACACCAGCUAUAACAUCUGCUAAACUAUGUGCGCGACCAAUAAACUUUGGUUUGAUCACAUGGGAAUUGCCUAGGAUGUCAUGCCAAAUGAUGAUUAGCCCACUGUCUAGAAAUAGCCAAUCAGAAUCAAAUCUUAAGAAAAAAAGUUGAACAACAGACCCCCAAAAAUUUCCCCAAGAGGACAAGAAUCUGUUUUCUGGCAAAUUUGGGCUCUUAGCCCACUUUUAGAGCCCGGGUUUAAAAGGAGGGGUUUUUCACAAAAAAUAGCUGAUGUGAGUGUGGUUAUUUUAAAAAGCUCGGUUUGGAUUUAAUUUUUUAAAAGGGUUUCUUUUUGCCCGCUGUGGGGAUAAGAAACCUUUGUCCGCCCCUUGGGGGUGGGUUGGAUAACCGGGACACAAUAAAAAAUUAUCAUCAUUCAAAAACCAAGCUUGGAAAAAAAAAAUUUUUAAAAGGGUUAAAAAAUUUUAAAAAAUUAUAGGUAUUAAAUUACUAUGGGUUAAUUUUUUGUAACAUUUUGGUUUUAAUUUUUUUUUUGCUCUUUUUAUGCAAUGUUUUUUUGGGGUUUUUCCUUGGAAGCCCAUUCCGUGGAGACAUGUACAUUUUCAAUUUCAAAAUUUGGAAAAAAUAAAUUAUUAAAUUUUUAGAAAUUAUUUUUUAGGGGGGGUUACUUCGGGGGAAAUUCAAAAGGGGUUUAUUCCUUUGGGGGGUUGGCCUCAACCCAAAAAAUUUUGGGGUUCCCCCAGGGUUUUAUUCUUGCCCCCUAAAAUUUCGUGUUCAAUUCCCCCUUUUUUUGUUUUACCUUGUGGCCCCAUUUUGGGCUUUUUUUUAACCUGCCUCCUUUUAAAAGAUGAAAUGGAUUAAAAAAAUAUAAGGGGAAACUUUAAAAUUUAUUUUAUUUUGCUUGCAAAAAGAGAGGGGGCUAUUUUGGCACCCGGGUUCCAAAAGUGCUUUGGAGUCUUUUGAUGACAAUUUGAAUUUUCAACAAAAAGGAAAAAAAAUUUUUUGGUGUGGGGCAAAAAGGUUGUGUUUUUUGGCCCAUCAAAAAUGUGGCCAGGGGAAAACCCCAUAAAUUACCCCUUUUAAGGCCAAUAUUGCUGCCCUUCCCUAAUGACACACAAUACACCCUUAGGGAUUACAUAUAGGGUUAUUCCAUUCUAUUUAGCCUCAAUCUAUUUUUGGUUUCACAGUUGUUAUUGCUGCAGUACUUUUCAGUGUUCAACUGCUUGUUUUUGUUGCUUGCUGCUUAGUUUUUGACUUUUUUAUGCUCUGCACUUCCUUAUGUGGAGACAAUGUACAGUAUACAUGGAGUGUACAAAAUAUUAGGAACCCCUUCAUAAUAUUGAGUUGCAACCCUUUUGCCCUCAGAACAGCCUCUAUUCGUAGGGGCAUGCACUUUACAAGGUGUCACACGUUCCACAGGGAAGUUGGCUGGAUGUCCUUUGGGUGAUGGACCAUUCUUGAUACACACAGGAAACUGUUGAGUGUGAAAAACCCAGCAGUGUUGUAGUUCUUGACACACUCAAACCUGUGCGCCUAGCACCUAAUACCAUACCCCAUUCAAAGGCACUUAAAUAUUUUGUCUUGCCCAUUCACCAUCUGAAUGGCACACAUACUCUCAAUUGGCUUAAAAAUCCUUCUUUAACCUGUCUCCUCCCCUUCAUCUACACUGAUUGAAGUGGAUUUAACAAGUGACAUCAAUAAGGGAUCAUAGCUUUAACCUGUAUUCACCUGGUCAGUCUAUGUCAUAGAAAGAGCAGGGGUUCCUAAUGUUUUGUACACUCAGUGUAUAUCCUCAUAUGUAGAACAUUUGCAGUUACUUCUUGUAUGUACGUAAUUAUGAACGCUUGUACAGUACAAGUCUCAGAAAACUACAUUUCCCUUUAGUAGCUGUUGGGGUCACACAGUUGUAGUCAAUGAUGUGGCCCUCAGUGCAUGAUGGGAAAUGUGAGUUUUCCUAAGCUUGUUGGCACCACUGCAUUAAACUUACUCUCUCUUCAAUUGUUCCAAUAUUCUUCUUGCACCUCCUCUCCGCUGUUUUCCUAGCUUUUCUUUCCUCAUGUUUUAUUUCUAAAUGUUCUUUCAAUAGGUCUCUCGGGGGUGGCUCUCUCUCUCUCUCUCUCUCUCGUCUCUCCUCUCUCCUCUCUCUCUCUCUCUCUCUCUCUCUCUCUUCUCUCAAUAUAUACUGUAUAUAUCUCUCUCUUUCUCUCUCUCUCUCUCUCUCUCUCUCUCUCUCUCUCUCUCUCACUCUCUCUCUCUCCCUCGCUCUCGCUCUCGCUCUCUCUCUCUCUCUCGCUCUCUCUGCCUUUGGCACAUCAGAGCAGGAAGCUCAGGAGGAGGAAGGUGAGAGUGAUUGUGGGAGUGAUUCUAACACACCUGAGGCACACAUUGAUUUAGUUGGUUUUUAAUCACAUGAAAUCUAACCUACAUUUGAAAUGCCUGUAUGAAGGAGGAAUCAUGUGCUAACUCUUUAACUCAUGGCAUCAUCAACAGAAGCUGUACCGUUGCUACACACACCGACACUUCAUUGAUGAUGAUGAUGAUGAUAUGAUGGUGCAUGCUAUUGCUCCUGUUGUACUCUGGAGGUCAAAUACUAACUUCAGAUCUGCAGGCGUAACUCAAAUCUUUUUUAUUGUACACCCUUCUGACAUCAAUUUAUGAUUUACGCAAAAUGUAUUGCCUUGUCUUUUUGUCCUGUUUUUGAGAAUUGUGUCCUCUAUUUUCUUCAGGACUAUGGAUUUCAUUUGACAGAAUGAGAACAAAAGCUAUAUUUCUGUUCUUUCCUGUGUUAAAACUUCUCCCUCUCUCUCUCUCUCUCUCUCUCUCUCUCUCUCUCUCUCUCUCUCCUCUCUCUCUCUCUCUCUCUCUCUCUCUCUCUCUCUCUCUCUCUACAGAGGAGAAACUUCCCAUACCCAAGUAUGUUCACUUUUGUGUGUGGCAAUUUUGCUUCGUGCAUGUGACAAAUAGGUCAAAACAUUUAUUUCUCUGUUCAUCCUCUAUUUCACUUAUUUUCUCUCCUCCUUUCUCGUCUCUCUCUUUCUCUAAGGCCCAUGGUGCCCCAGCUAGCCCCUCCCAAGAUUCCAGAGGGGGAUAGGGUGGACUUUGAUGUGAGUGAUGUCAUCUCAUAUCAAGGAAUUGGCCCACUAUUGGGUCCUGAUUGGCUGUUGCCCUUCGAUUUCCAAAUCCACUACUGAACAUUACACCACAUCUCUGAAUAAGAAUCUAUUUAAUCUCAAUCCUCUCCUUUUCUCUCUCUCCCUCUCACAGGACAUCCACAGGAAGAGGAUGGAGAAGGACCUCCUGGAGUUGCAGAGUCUGAUUGACGUCCACUUUGACCAGAGGAAGAAGGAGGAGGAGGAGCUCAUUGGGCUGAAGGACCGAAUCGUGAGUCAACUUCCUGUUUACUUCAUGUUGAAUUGUUGAAAUGGAACAGAGGAAGUACAACCUUAACUAUCUGAACAAUAACAAUGCUCAGGUUUUUUCAUUUAACGUUUUGUCCCAACAGAACACAACCCUGGUCAAGAAGUGGACAAGUCACGAUAAAAAAAGUCUAAAGUCCUGUCCUCUCAUCCUUUCCCUCUCUCAUCCCCACAGGAGAAGCGUCGGUUUGAGAGGGCAGAGGUGCAGCGAGUUCGAGCGGAGAAGGAGCGGGACCGGCAGAACAGGAUUGCGGUAGGUCAAAACACAUCCUUGCGGUACCUCAGGAUUGUGGUAGGGUCAACUUCACACCCCUGUGAUAGCCCAGGAUUAUGGUAGGGCCGGGUACACACCUGUGGUACCCCAGGAUUGUGGUAGGGCCGGGUACACACCUGUGGUACCCCAGGAUUGUGGUAGGGCCGGGUACACACCUGUGGUACCCCAGGAUUGUGGUAGGGUCAACUUCACACCCCUGUGGUACCCCAGGAUUGUGGUAGGGCCUGGUACACACCUGUGGUACUCCAGGAUUGUGGUAGGGCUGGGUACACACCUGUGGUACCCCAGGAUUGUGGUAGGGCCGGGUACACACCCCUGUGGUACCCCAGGAUUGUGGUAGGGCCUGGUACACACCUGUGGUACCCCAGGAUUGUGGUAGGGCCUGGUACACACCUGUGGUACCCCAGGAUUGUGGUAGGGCCGUGUACACACCUGUGGUAGCCCAGGAUUGUGGUAGGGUCAAACUUCACACCCUGUGGUACCCCAGGAUUGUGGUAGGGCCUGGUACACACCUGUGGUACUCCAGGAUUGUGGUAGGGCUGGGUACACACCCUGUGGUACCCCAGGAUUGUGGUAGGGCCGGGUACACACACCUGUGGUACUCCAGGAUUGUGGUAGGGCUGGGUACACACCUGUGGUACCCCAGGAUUGUGGUAGGGCCUGGUACACACCUGUGGUACCCCAGGAUUGUGGUAGGGCUGGGUACACACCUGUGGUACCCCAGGAUUGUGGUAGGGCCGGGUACACACCCCUGUGGUACCCCAGGAUUGUGGUAGGGCCUGGUACACACCUGUGGUACCCCAGGAUUGUGGUAGGGCCAGGUACACACCCCUGUGGUACCCCAGGAUUGUGGUAGGGCUCGGUACACACCCCUGUGGUACCCCUAGUACUUUUCCUUUCUAACUUUAGCAUUCUCUCGUGCUCAGGAAGAACGGCAGAGAAAGGAAGAUGAGGAGGCUAAAAAGAAGAACGAUGAUGAGGCCAAGAAGAAGAAGGUUCUUUCCAACAUGGGGGCCAACUUUGGGGGCUUCCUGCAAAAGGUAUUUAUGUCCACUGUCAUUCUCUUGUUAGCUUUAGGAACAGAUCUUUGGAUUUAUACAGUGUUUCAUUAAGAUAAAUAUCUAUUUGGUUGCUCAAUUUAGAGUUGCGUGCAUGUUCUGUCAGACUGUUUUAAACAUAGAAAUUGAAUUAGAACAUGUGAUUGUAUUUCAGGCAGAGCAUCGUGGGAGGGGGAAGCGUCUAACGGGGAGAGAGAUCAAGAGGAAGACCUUGGCUGAGAGACGACCCACACUGGAGAUCGACAACCUGAGAGAGGAUGCCCUGAAGUGAGUCCCGGCCGAUCACACCUGGGCCAAAAUCUUCCUCACACCAUCACAUCAGUUUUCAAGAAUACAUGUCCAAAGCCCACACACCUGGCCUGCCAACUGUGUUGCUAUGGUUACCACCUGUAACCCCCCCCCCCCCCCCCCCCCCCCCCCCCCUCUCUCUUGGUCUCCCAGGCAACAAGCUCAGGAGAUGUGGAACUGGAUCUUCACGCUGGAGUCUGAUAAGUUUGACUUCAUCGAUCACAUGAAGAAACAGAAAUAUCAGGUGGGAAGACCUGGACACAUGUACCAAAGGCAGAAUCCGUAGAUGUUUAGGCUUGUGUGUAAGCGACUGUAGACGUCUGUUGUGUAGUAUUUGUGAAAUCACUGAUGCAAUUGUGUCAUUUGUUUGUGUGCAGAUUAUCGUUCUCUUGAACAGAAUCACGAGUGCCCAGAAAUUGUAAGUACAGCAACCCUAUUCAAUUUCUUGGUUUCUUUAUGUGAACUUUUUGGCCACUUUUUCAGUAACGUGUUUGUAUGGUAUGUGCAUUUCUCUACGAAUAGUUGUUUCUGAACUUAGCUCUCUUUCUCCCUAUCUCACUCCCCUGUAGUAAAAAGGUCCAUGGUAAGGGGAAGGUCGGUGGUCGUUGGAAAUAAAGAAACUCCCACUCUCAUAGGGCAGAAGGGAGAAGACGACUUUGGAGGGAAGAAGAAAAGAGGGAGAUCCCACCCUCCCCUCUUCCCUCUCCCCUCUUCAAUCUUUCCUCUCUUAUUGUGGCCACCCUCUUCUUUGGCAUGUCCUCGUGUGUUUCAUUGCAAAAUACAAGUUAUAAUAAUAUGUAUUGAUAAUAAAAUCGGUGUACACUC
Molecule: messenger RNA, 7083 nt
Organism: Coregonus sp. 'balchen'
Lineage: Eukaryota; Metazoa; Chordata; Actinopteri; Salmoniformes; Salmonidae
Source: the annotation of a GenBank genome assembly